CACAGUGUUGCUCCUGAGCAACAAUCUUUCAUAAUUUAAUUAAAAUUCGGCAAUUAGCUGUUAUCAUCGUGGGUCCCCUGUAGGUUCAAGAGAAGCAUCUAACAAUUUAUUAUGCAUGCAGGGAUAGCUAUAUUUUGCUUAUACAAAGUAUUCUGAAUAAAUUUUCUUCGACCACGCUGUAAAAUGGCGGACUGUCACGACGCUCAAACUUCAAUGUAAUUAAACACUAAGGCAAAUGGCAAAUAGUAUUUCAACAGCAAGUUUUUAUGGGAAGAGUCGUAAUCAAAGAAUUCGGUUGACAGAUAGUGGCAUACACACUGAAACAAGGAUCACAAAUGUAAUUGUCCCUGGUGAUGAUAGCAGUUCAGAGGAGGACAAUUCAGAACAGGCCUUAGAAAAUCUGGGUUUGUCAAAUGAUGAAACUUUUAUUCCCGACAAUGAUGUUGAUGAAUCAAGUGAUUAUGAUUCAGAGGAUGAAGAGCAAAAUAAUGAUGCACCACAACCAUCAGGUGAAAAGAGCUCAAAGAAUAAAAGUAAAGAAACAUCUUACCGAUGGCAGAGAAAAUUGCCAGCUGAUGUUGAUACUAUGUUUACUGGAGCCCCCUUUCCUGAUCCACCUGAAAAUGAACUGACACCUAUUGAAUAUUUCAAACAAUUUUUUGGCAAUGAACUUCUUGAUCAUAUUGUUGAUCAAAGUAACCUGUAUUCGGUGCAAAAAAGUGGAAAAUCAGUUCAGAUGACCAAACAUGAACUAGAGCAGUAUUUUGGAAUACUGUUGAUGAUGGGUGUAAUCAAGCAACCUCAGUAUAGAAUGUAUUGGAGCAAUGGCACUCGUAUUCCAUCGAUUGCUGACACAAUGAGUGUGGGCCGGUUCGACAAGCUGAAGCAGUACCUGCAUUGCAAUGACAAUACAGAAAUGCUCCCAAGAGAUAAUCCCAACCACGACAAAUUAUUCAAAGUGAGACCAGUGAUUGAUUCCGUCUUGGAGAAAUGCAAGCUACUCCCCAGGAAGAAAAGCACUCGAUUGAUGAACAAAUCAUUCCUACAAAGUGUAGAACUGGUCUACGACAAUAUCUCCCAAAGAAGCCACACAAAUGGGGUAUAA
Molecule: messenger RNA, 1105 nt
Organism: Dendronephthya gigantea
Lineage: Eukaryota; Metazoa; Cnidaria; Anthozoa; Malacalcyonacea; Nephtheidae
Product: piggyBac transposable element-derived protein 2-like
Exons: 2
Coding region: 236-1105 (289 amino acids)
Source: RefSeq, a predicted model, not a curated record